CUGAGUUGGAGUACAAUCAGCUCCGGCGUAGUUGGACUUACAGUACGAUGAAUCUCAACGUUUUUGGACUCUUUUUCAUCGCUGUACUUCACAUCACUAUCCGAACGGCUAGUGCAGAUUAUUGCGGUACCGUGUCCUGCGACGUUGGGACAACUUUCCUUCACAACACAUACUGCUGCACGACGUCCAGCGGAACACUUGAUUGUUGCAAAACCUUCAGUGCAACUCUGUAUCGGUCACUUGGCUUCCUGCUCCACACACUAUGACGUAUCAAAAGGCACGGUAGCCCUACACAGCCUCUUAUGGAAACCAAGGAAAAUUAUUAGAACUGUAUUUAUAGGGUAG
This is a messenger RNA of Opisthorchis viverrini, 345 nucleotides long. RefSeq lists its product as hypothetical. The record is from RefSeq and is a predicted model, not a curated record. NCBI's taxonomy places the organism in Eukaryota, Metazoa, Platyhelminthes, Trematoda, Opisthorchiida, Opisthorchiidae. The transcript is spliced from 3 exons. The coding region runs from base 48 to 266 and encodes 72 amino acids.